Messenger RNA from Trypanosoma cruzi, 876 nucleotides. RefSeq lists its product as uncharacterized. Gene Ontology annotation, biological process: protein ubiquitination; ubiquitin-dependent protein catabolic process; regulation of apoptotic process. The record is from RefSeq and is a predicted model, not a curated record. Lineage: Eukaryota; Euglenozoa; Kinetoplastea; Trypanosomatida; Trypanosomatidae. The transcript has a single exon. The coding region runs from base 1 to 876 and encodes 291 amino acids.
AUGCAAUUUUGUUUUAUUUUUUUUCUUGUUGGGUUAGGAGUUAAAAAAUUUUUCACUGAGUCUAUGGAAGCCGUGACACAUAUUGUGAACCCGGGAGGUGAAGGGGCGUUUAGCUCUGUUGCUGAUGCCCUGAAUGCAGCCGUCUCUGGUGAAACCAUCGCUUUAAAGCCAGGUCUGUACGAGGAAUUAUUGAAGGUGGCAACGGAGGUCACAAUCACGGCAGUACCAGAUGAUUCCUUGGCAGAAAGUGAGGCUGUGAUCACGAAUGGUGUUGUUAUUGUUGCCAAUGUCACCAUGAGAGGGCUGCAAAUAUCUGGCAAGAUCGAUGUUCGCAAAGGUCAUGCAGUUAUUGAAGACUGCGAUAUUCAUCAUGGCUCUGAUGGUGUUCGUGUGGGGGAAGGCGCAAAACUCACCAUUCGACGUUCUCGUAUUCAUCACUGUGAGUCUGGCGGUGACGGGAUUUUCUUUACCCCUGGGUCAUUCGGAGAGGUGGUGGACUGUGACAUUUACGAGUGCCGCGUCAAUGGGAUUCAUGCUCAUAACGCUUGUGUCACCGCUGGCAACAAUCGCAUUCGUGAUGUCCUCUUUGGCAUUUACUUUCGCGGACAAUCAACAGGGGCUAUGGAGAAGAACUCGAUAGAGCAUGUUAGAAAGUUUGGCAUUUACGUGACGGAGGGAAGUGAUCCGGUGGUUCAGGGGAAUCAAGUUCGGGAGUGCGGAAUGCACUGCGCCUUUGUCUCUCAGGGCGGUAAGGGAAUUUGGACAGAGAACAAUUUUGAGGGCUCAAUGCAUGUGCUGACUGGCUGUGCUGCCAAGUUGGGUUCCAACCAAAUUAACGGUAAACUUGACGUGGACGUUGCGCCCGUCGUGGCCUAG